Oncorhynchus gorbuscha (pink salmon) is the source of this 4519-nucleotide messenger RNA. RefSeq names its product versican core protein-like. The coding region runs from base 857 to 3250 and encodes 797 amino acids. Lineage: Eukaryota; Metazoa; Chordata; Actinopteri; Salmoniformes; Salmonidae. The transcript has 8 exons. The record is from RefSeq and is a predicted model, not a curated record. Gene Ontology annotation, biological process: cell adhesion. Gene Ontology annotation, molecular function: hyaluronic acid binding; calcium ion binding; signaling receptor activity.
AGACAGAGACACAGACAGAGACACAGACAGAGACACAGAUAGACACACAACUUCAGUCACAGACCGAUAUACAGACAGAGAGAGGACACAGACAGGAGAAAAGACAGAAAGCUACAAAGAAACAACCCCUUCUUCCCUACAUACUUCCUCAGUCUCUUCCCCAGUCUCUCCCUCAGUCUCCUCCCCAGUCUCUUCCCCAGGCUCUUCCUCAGUCUCUUCCCCAGUCUCUUCUCCAGGCUCUUCCUCAGUCUCAUCCCCAGUCUCUUCCCCAGUCUCUUCCUCAGUCUCUUCCCCAGUCUCUUCCCCAGGCUCUUCCUCAGUCUCAUCCCCAGUCUCUUCCCCAGUCUCUUCCUCAGUUUCUUCCCCAGUCUCUUCCCCGGGCUCUUCCUCAGUCUCAUCCCCAGUCUCAUCCCCAGUCUCUUCCCCAGGCUCUUCCUCAGUCUCUUCCCCAGUCUCUUCCCCAGGCUCUUCCUCAGUUUCUUUCCCAGUCUCUGCCUCAGUCUCUUCCCCAGUCUCUUCCCCAGUCUCUUCCCCAGUCUCUUCCCCAGGCUCUUCCUCAGUCUCAUCCCCAGUCUCUUCCCCAGUCUCUUCAUCAGUCUCUUCCCCAGUCUCUUCCCCGGGCUCUUCCUCAGUCUCAUCCCCAGUCUCAUCCCCAGUCUCUUCCACAGGCUCUUCCUCAGUCUCUUCCCCAGUCUUUUCCCCAGUCUCUUCCCCAGGCUCUUCCUCAGUCUCUUCCCUAGUCUCUUCCCCAGGCUCUUCCUCAGUCUCUUCCCUAGUCUCUUCCCCAGGCUCUUCCUCAGUCUCAUCCUCUGGUUCCCCCGAUACUUCCCCAGAUGGCAUCUUCCCCUAUGAGGACAUGGAGUGGUCAAGCGGCCAUACCCAGGAGGGCUCAGCAGAUGAUACCCGGCCCACCCCAGCCUCAGAUAGCCAACCAGGUGUGGUCACGGACGAGACAGAGAUUGGAGGGGCGGAGAGCGUCGCACACACUCCAUCUCACACACACUACACUUACACCAAAGACAAACAAACUCCCUCACAGACCGAGGUAGGAGACUUUGAGGGGUCUACGUCGACAGAAGAGGAAGGCUCGGCCCAGGAGGUGUACCCACAUGAAGACCCCAGAUUCACCAGCCCUGGCAGCCCUGGAGCCAUUGAGGCUCCCCUGGUGGGGCCUGGGGUGGAAGGACAGGUGACUGUUACACCCGAACCGGGAGCCAGACCAGGAGCCAGACCAGCCCAGGCAGGAGAGACUGUCGGAGACCGCACUGCACAUCACAUAGACUCUUCUACACAGCACACAGACUACCCCCUCCAGCCUACCACGCAGGAUAAAGAUCUCUCCACUCACACUAAGGAUCAGACCAGAUACCCACCUACACAUGGGAAAGACCAAACCACCCAGCAUGCCACACACGAUAGAGAUCACUCCACAUACACUAAGGAUCAUACCAGAUACCCCACUGCACAAACCACCCAGCAUCCAACACAUGAUAGAGAUCACUCCACACACACUAAGGAUCAGACCAGAUACCCCACUACACAAACCACCCAGCAUCCAACACACGAUAGAGAUCACCUCACACACACUAAAGAGCAAACCAAACAAACCUCUCACCCUAGAUUCCCCACAACCCACCACCAGGAGAAAACCAGCCUCUCUACCACAGAUCAGAAGACCACACUGCACCUGAACCUGACACACACACCCCCUGCACACCCCUCCACUCCACCUUCUGCACACCCCUCCACUCCACCUUCCACCCGCCCCUUCACUCCACCUUCUGCACAUCCCUCCACUCCACCUCUCACCCGCCUUUCCACUCCACCUUCUGCAGAUCCCUCCACUCCACCUCUCACCCGCCUUUCCACUCCACCUUCUGCACAUCCCUCCACUCCACCUCUCACCCGCCUUUCCACUCCACCUUCUGCACAUCCCUCCACUCCACCUCUCACCCGCCUUUCCACUCCACCUUCUGCACAUCCCUCUACUCCACCUUUCACCCACUCCUCCACUCCACCUUUCACCCACUCCUCCACUCCACCUCCUGCCCACCCCUCCACUCCACCUCCCACCCACUCCUCCACUCCACCUCCUGCCCGCCCCUCCCGCCCCAUCCCUGACUGGGCCCUGACCACCCAGACCCUCCUGCCUGAUGGGGAGGAGUUUGUGGAUUAUGACCAUGUGAAUGGUUCUCCUCUGCUGGAGGCCAGUCCCCCUGUUCCUGAGGAACCCCAGUCCACAUAUCAGCCUGAAACAGGAACUGACUACUACAUUGAGGCCCAGACCGUCGAUGUCAGACCUCUGCAGCAGUGCACGGUAAAUGUGUGUCUGAACAAAGCAUCUUGCUACCAGAGAGGCAAUGCCAGCAUCUGUGUAUGUGCACCUGGAUACACCGGACAGCGUUGCCAAACAGAUGUUGAUGAGUGCCAAUCCAACCCAUGUGCUAAUGGAGCCACCUGUAUGGACGGAGUCAACUCCUUCAGCUGUGUGUGUCUGCCCAGCUACGCAGGACAGCUCUGUGAACAAGACACGGAGGUGUGUGAGUAUGGCUGGCAGAAGUUCGAGAGCCAUUGUUAUAAGUACAUCACCCACCGUCGGACAUGGGAUGCUGCCGAGAGAGAGUGUCGUGUCCAAGGAGCCCACCUAGCCAGUGUCCUGUCACAGGAGGAGCAGCUGUAUGUCAACCGUCUGGGCCAUGACUACCAGUGGAUCGGUCUGAACGACAAGAUGUUUGAGAGAGACUUCCGCUGGACAGACGGCAGCAUCAUGCAAUAUGAGCACUGGCGUCCCAACCAGCCAGACAGUUUCUUCCAAUCUGGAGAGGACUGUGUGGUGAUGAUCUGGCAUGAGGGAGGACAGUGGAAUGAUGUACCCUGCAACUACCACCUCACCUUCACCUGCAAGAAGGGCACAGUCUCUUGCAGCCAGCCCCCAUUGGUGAAGGAUGCCUGUGUGUUCGGUUCUAUGAAGCCUCGUUAUGAGAUCAACACUCUGGUUCGUUACCACUGUAAAAACGGCUUCAUACAGAGACAUGUCCCUACCAUCCGCUGCCGUGACAAUGGCCAAUGGGACAGCCCCAAGAUCACCUGUAUGAGCCCCGCUACCUACCAGAAGGCUUUCGUUUCUCGGCAACGUACCGAUAAUCACAAUCAUAACCAGAAUCAGUACAAUCACAACAAUCAAAACCAGCACCAAUACAACUAUCGAAACCAACAAUACAACAAUCAAAACCAACAAUACAACAAUUAAAACAACCAAGAACAACAGAAGAAUUACAACUAGCAACGUCAGGGCAGCCGUAACCAGCAGCAACAGAGCCAGAGAGAGACAAGACAUCAACACUAAUCUGAUUUCUGGUCAGUCCUUAAAAGCGCAGAUAAGGUUGCAAAAUUCCAGUAACUUUCCAAAGUUUUCCAGAAAUCCUGGUUGGAGGAAUCUGAAUUUCCUGUUAUUCCCUCCUGAUUCCAGGACUCUUCCAAUGGGGAUUUCUGGAAUUUUGAGUAAUGUACUAAUCCCAGACAGAGUCUGAUCAGAUCCAAGGGGUUAGCUAGGGCCAGAUGCAUUGACAUACUUUCAGAACUAUUUAUAAAUAUGUAUAGCUAGGGCCCUGGAUAGGGCCAUGGGGUAUUUCACAAGGCAUAAUCACAAUCAGCAAGCUAACUCUGAUAAACUCUCAUGAAACACAGGUUUAAUAAACAUUGUAACACAGAGUAUUGAGUCCAUUUCAAAUUCAACUAGGACAAAUGAAGUUUCAGAAUAUUUUUGAAGUUAGUUGGCUAACUUGAUCUUGAUCUUGCUUAGUGAAAUCCACCCCAGAUCACGUCUGAUUCUUCCGACAACAACACACACUGCCUUAAUGGUUAACACAGCUACAGUGUCCGUCUCGAGAACAGGAGAGCUUCUCUGUGCCUGCUGUAGAGGGACACAUCUCAAUCCAAUGCUUUCGGAAAAUGUCCACUUUAUGCUGUUUCUUUUUCCUGAGAAACAAUCCACUGAAAAGACAUAUAAAAUAUAUAUUUGGCUCACUACUAGAAUGUCUGCCUGUGCCCUGGUGACAAGUUUGCAAUUAUUCCAGUGAAAGAGACCCGAGUUUAUUAUUUGGAAUAAUGAGCAUUCACAUAAUCACAUCAGCAAGUUAUGAAGGUUUAUAUGAAUCAUUCCAUAUUUUCUGCUCACAGAAUGGAAGAUAGAAGUUGAUUGUUCUCAUAUACAACCCCCUUCAGAACAGCUUCAGUUUGUCGUGGCAUGGACUCUACAAGGUGUUGAAAGUGUUCCACAUGGAUGCUGGCCCAUGUUGACUUCAAUACUUCCCACAGUUGUGUCAAGUUGGCUGGAUGUCAUUUAGUUGGUGGACCAUUACUGAUAAAUACAGAAAGCUGUUGAGUGAGUGUUAAAAACCCAGCAGCGUUUCAGUUCUUGACACAAACCAGUGCGCCUGGCACCUUCUACCAUGCCCUGUUCAAAGGCACUUAAAUCUUUUGUCUUGCCCAUUCAUCCACUGAAUGGCACACAUACACA